GCCGUGAAACCAAAAUGCGUUGCUGGGUCUCACAUAUAAAGGUGACAGUAGAGUGUUUUCUCUAAGUGCAAACAGACACUCCUGUUGUCAAUUAACCAAUCAGUCCUGCAACAUGGCAACUCAGGCUAUCGCUUAUAAAUCACAGCAGCAAGCACUUGGACUGGUUUCAUGGCUCCAGGAUGGAAGGGUUCCUGUCCACCUUCCCACCCUACAACCUCUGCGGCGUCCCAGCCUGCCCCCCGGCUCCGGGCAGCAGCUGGGUAAAGAAAGAGGGCCCACUCAUGACCCCCCAGGGCCUUAACUACUUGGAGCUCUGCAAGGCCAUUCUGUCCCAAGUCAACCCCACUUUACCCCCUCCCCUCAAGAAAGCCAACACCAAAGAGUGCGGUGUGCAAGUAAAUGCCAAAGUGGAUAAAAUCAUUCAGUGCUCGCUGGGUCCAAAAACUCUAUUCUACCAGGAAGGCGACAAUUCAGUGGCCCCCGACUCCCCAAAGACCCCGGAUCUGGUCAAACCUGAGCAGCUGCGCUUCAUGAGACCCGUUUCCAUUUACUCUCCAGUGUUUGACCGCAGGAUCCUGAUGAGAAAGUUGAGCAGUGAUGGUGAGAGUGGAGGGAAUGAUGGAGCUGCAGAACCUGCAGGAUGUGAGGAUGCAGAUCAGACUGCUGAGGACAAACUAAAAGAUUUCAAGACAACUUUUCAGCAGUCUUCUAAGGGCUCCAGCUUGCAGUUCCUGGAGCAGAGGUAUGGCUUUUUCCACUGCAAAAAGUGCAACAUCCGGUGGGAGAGUGCUUAUGUCUGGUGCAUCUCUGGAACCAGUAAGGUGUAUUACAAGCAGCUCUGCCGGAAAUGUCAGGUAGGGUUUAACCCUUACAGAGUGGAGUCCAUCCUUUGCAAGAGUUGCUCUCAGACCUGCUGCAGCUGUGACAAGAAGCAGAGACACAUCAACAUGAAGAGGCCACACCGUCAGGACCUCUGCUGUCGCUGUAAGGGCAUGAGGUUGUCCUGCGAUGCCACCUACAGCUUCAAAUACAUCAUCUGAGCUCAUAUGGAUUCAUGUAGACCCCUGUACAGUUCAAUGGCCCACUACUCUGUUCCGUAAACAUACAGUGUACUUGGAAGUUGCCUCCAGUAAUGAACUUUAAGAGAUUUGAAUAUUCUCCAACCAGCGAGUAGCUGAA
Messenger RNA from Sphaeramia orbicularis (orbiculate cardinalfish), 1179 nucleotides. It is a transcript of the gene zar1l, whose product is annotated as zygote arrest 1-like. The transcript has 4 exons. Bases 180 to 1040 code for a protein of 286 amino acids. The record is from RefSeq and is a predicted model, not a curated record. Gene Ontology annotation, biological process: translation. Lineage: Eukaryota; Metazoa; Chordata; Actinopteri; Kurtiformes; Apogonidae. Gene Ontology annotation, cellular component: cytoplasm.